Messenger RNA from Fusarium venenatum, 2424 nucleotides. Lineage: Eukaryota; Fungi; Ascomycota; Sordariomycetes; Hypocreales; Nectriaceae. The record is from RefSeq and is a predicted model, not a curated record.
AUGACCCUUAAUCAACUGCCGAUUGCACAUGGUGCCUCUUUCGACUCUAAGGCCGAAGAACACAAUCCGACAUGCUUGCCCAACACACGUCAGGAACUUCUCGACGAUAUCGACCACUGGAUUGACGACUCCAACUCGAAAACAGUAUACUGGCUUAACGGUAUGGCAGGAACUGGAAAGUCAACUAUCUCGCGGACUGUUGCACAUUCACGAUCAGAACGAGGUGAUCUCGGUGCCAGCUUCUUUUUCAAGAGAGGAGAGAUGGAUCGAGGAAAUCUCAAGAAGUUAAUGUCGACUCUGGCCUACCACCUGGCCUUGAGCAUACCAGGAGUUGCAUCCUUCAUCAAGAAGGCACUUGACGCCAAUCCAGCCAUUGUGGAAAAGUCCGUGAAGGAGCAGUUUGAAAAGCUCAUCAAGGAACCGCUACGUGAGGCAGCGGCAACGGCGACAACCCCGUCAUCGGUCGUGAUGGUGAUCGACGCGCUAGACGAGUGCGAUCAAGAGGCUGACAUCAGGUUGCUGAUCAAUAUCUUCUCGCAAACCAAAACUGCACGUCCCCAAUUUCGGGUACUCUUGACGAGCAGGCCAGAGCUUCCGGUUCGACUGGGGUUCAGCGAGGUCCGGGGUUCCUAUCAAGACCUGGUUUUGCACGACAUGCCAACGCAGAUCGUCGAACACGACAUGAUUGUCUUUUUAGAGGAUGAAUUUAAGAAAAUCCGACACGACUUUAACCUGAUUGUGGGUGAUGAAAGGAAGCUGCCACCGGACUGGCCAGGCCGCCCAAUAAUACAAAGUCUCGCACAGAUGGCUGUUCCGCUCUUCAUCUUUGCAGCAACUGUUUGCCGGUUUAUUGGCGAUUAUCGCCGGAGAAACCCUCGAGCACGAUUGCAAACUGUGUUGGAUCAUGGGAAUAGAAGUCAUGGAUCCCAACUCGAACAAACCUAUACACCGAUAUUAUGCUCACAAAUCACCGAACUGCCAAAAGGAGAGAGAGAGGUGAUCAUCAAAGACUUCAGAGUAAUUGUUGGCAGCAUCGUUACCCUUGCAAGUCCUCUAUCGGUAGCAGCACUGUCACGAUUGAUUGAAAUCCUGCCUGAUGCUGUGGAUGAAAGAUUAGAUGCACUGCAUUCCGUCUUGAGUAUUCCGCUGGAACGAACUAUGCCUGUGCGACUGCUGCAUCUGUCAUUUCGAGACUAUCUUGUUGACCCAGAAAACAAAGAGAGGAUGGAGUUCUGGGUGGAUGAGAAACUUGCUCACCGAAGACUGGUAAAACACUGCCUGCGCGUUAUGCGUAGCGCCCUGCGUAAGAACAUUUGUAGCCUCUCUUUCCCAGGUAUGGAGCGAUCUGCAGUGGGCGUUCGGCAGCUCGAGGAAUGCAUACCUCUAGAACUUCAAUAUGCAUGUAUGAACUGGGUCCAUCACCAGACCAAGGUCGAAUUCGAGCCGAAUGACAGCAACGACAUGUACGAUUUCUUGAAAACAUAUUUCCUUUAUUGGCUGGAAGCAUUGAGCUUCAUGGGAAGGGUAUCAGAGAGUAUCGGAUUCAUAGACGAGCUACAGAGCAUAGUCGAUCCCGAAAAAAGUGCCCAAGUGCUUAGUUUCUUGUAUAACGCGAAACGGUUCGUGCUCAACUGCCGCUGGAUAAUCGACACGGCACCCCUCCAGCUCUACGCCUCUGCAAUUGUGUUUGCGCCAAAGCAGAGUUUCAUACGACGGACAUUCGAACAUUAUCUCCCCAGGUGGAUUUCCCUACUCCCAAACGUAGACUCCGAUUGGGGUGUAGUUUUACAAACACUUGAGGGUCGUACGAGUUCGGUCAACUCUGUGGUGUUUUCGAACGAUGGCACACUCAUCGCAUCAGGAUCAAAUGAUAUGACCGUCAAGAUAUGGAAUGUGGCAACGGGUGAAGAGCAACGGACUCUUGAGGGUCAUACAGAUUCGGUCAGGUCUGUGGUGUUUUCAAAGGACGGCACACUCAUCGCAUCAGGAUCAUAUGAUAAGACCGUCAAGAUAUGGAAUGUGGCAACGGGCAUUAACGUCAAGAGUUUUGACACGAGCCAAUCCACCAAUGUCUUAUCUUUUACUGACGACGAUUCGGUUUUAGUCACAAGUACAGGCCGUUUCAGCCUCGAUUUUGGGACCAUCAGUAUGUCACACUCGAGCAAGAGCGAGCCAAAGCUGGGCAGUACGGAGGUCCAAGGAGAAGUGGAUGCCAGAUUAGGCUUCGGGAUCAAUCACGACCACACAUGGAUUACAGCGGGUGGAGCUGAUGGAAGGAAAGCUUUAUGGCUCCCACAGGAUUUCCGGCCUGGUGUAUCGGCAACUUUAGCUGAAACUUCAGGAUCUGUUAUUGCUAUUGGCUGCCCGUCAGGAAGAGUGGCCAUCGUGGGUUUUAGGGAAUUAUCAUUCUCGGAUCAAGUUUAG